GAACUAAACGCAACGUCGUGCAGAGUGGGGAGAAGAAGUCUGUACACAGAAAUAUGAAGAGAUCGAGCGUGUCUCACGCGCUACGUCGUCGUAUGGAAGAGAAAGAUAGAGUGAGGGACGCGUGUGGGCAAGGAAGACAAAACAAUAGAAAAAAGAAAUAAGAAAAAGAGAAAGUGGCAAUAAGACGCGCCGUGAGUGCAGAGUGAAAGACGAGCGAGUGAACCAAGCGAGUUGAGUUGCCCUCCGAUCCCAUCCACAAUUCAACUGUUUCCCCCAAAUUUCAAAACCCUAGCUUUCCCACUCGCGCUUUACCCACUCGCGCCUCGUGAUCUCCCGCUCUUUAAGACAGGUAGCAUCCAAAUUGCAAUUUAUAGUGUAGCAGGUAUUCAGGAAGCAGUGCAUGUGAGUGAAAAUAUGGGUGAUGCACUAAAUGAAGUGCAGCACAGGGGUGGUGUACCGGCUUCUUCUCCCAAGAGGGACAUUUCAUUGUUUGAAGGAGACAAGGAUUUUGAGCCGCACAAUGGCAUUGAAUUUGAAUCCCAUGAAGCAGCAUAUUUAUUUUAUCAGGAAUAUGCCAAAUCUAUGGGAUUCACUACUUCAAUAAAAAACAGCAGACGCUCGAAGAAAACAAAAGAAUUUAUUGAUGCCAAAUUUGCAUGCUCUAGGUAUGGAGUUACGCCUGAGUCUGACAGUGGCAGCAGUCGAAGACCAAGUGUAAAGAAAACAGAUUGCAAAGCUUGCAUGCACGUGAAGAGAAAGCCAGAUGGAAAAUGGAUCAUUCACGAAUUUAUAAAGGAACAUAAUCAUGAACUUUUACCAGCUUUGGCAUAUCAUUUUCGGAUUCAUAGAAAUGUGAAAUUAGCUGAAAAGAAUAAUAUUGAUAUCUUGAAUGCUGUUAGUGAACGCACCAGAAAGAUGUAUGUUGAAAUGUCAAGGCAAUCUGGAGGCUGUCAAAACAUCGGGUCUUUUGUGAGUGAUAUAAACUAUCAGUUUGACAGAGGCCAGUAUUUGGCUUUGGAAGAGGGAGAUGCCCAAAUUAUGCUUGAGUAUUUUAAGCAUGUGCAAAAGGAGAGUCCCAACUUCUUCUAUUCUAUAGAUUUAAAUGAAGAACAGCGGUUAAGAAAUCUAUUUUGGAUUGAUGCAAAAAGUAUCAAUGAUUAUCACAGCUUUAAUGAUGUAGUUUCAUUUGAUACCACUUACAUAAAAAGCAAUGACAAGUUGCCGUUUGCACCUUUUGUUGGAGUGAACCAUCACUCCCAGCCUAUUUUGCUUGGAUGUGCAUUGGUUGCUGAUGAGAGUAAACCAACAUUUGUUUGGUUAAUGAAGACAUGGCUUAGAGCUAUGGGUGGGCAAGCUCCCAAGGUUAUAAUCACUGAUCAAGACAAAGCCUUGAAGGCAGCAAUUGAAGAAGUCUUGCCGAAUGUUCGUCAUUGUUUUUCUCUUUGCCACAUACUAGAGAGGAUACCAGAAAAUCUCUCUUUUGUGAUCAAACAACACAACAACUUCUUACAAAAAUUUAACAAGUGCAUUUUUAAAUCGACAGAGGAUCAGUUUGACAUGAGAUGGUGGAAAAUGGUCAGCAUAUAUGAACUCCAAGAUGAUGUUUGGUUUCAGUCAUUGUAUGAGGACCGGAAAAAGUGGGUGCCGACUUACAUGGGGGAUACCUUUUUAGCUGGAAUGUCUACACCUCAACGCUCUGAAAGUACGAGCUCUUUCUUUGACAAAUAUAUUCAUAAGAAAAUUACUCUCAAGGAGUUUGUAAAACAGUAUGGGAUAAUUCUGCAGAAUAGGUAUGAUGAAGAAGCCAUUGCGGAUUUUGAAUCAUUGCACAAGCAGCCAGCACUUAAAUCUCCUUCACCUUGGGAAAAGCAAAUGUCAACAAUUUAUACACAUGCAAUAUUUAAGAAAUUUCAAGUUGAAGUUCUGGGUGUAGCUGGUUGUCAAUCUAGGAUAGAGGUUGGAGAUGGAACUCUUGCAAAGUUCAUAGUUCAAGAUUAUGAGAAGAAUGAAGAGUUUUUGGUAACUUGGAAUGAAAUGAGCUCAGAGGUCUCUUGCUUUUGUCGAUUGUUUGAAUAUAAAGGUUUCCUCUGUAGGCAUGCUUUGAGUGUUCUCCAACGUUGUGGUUGUUCAAGUGUUCCAUCUCAUUAUAUCUUGAAGAGGUGGACGAAAGAUGCCAAAAUUAAGGAAUCAAUGGCUGAUAGGACAAGAAGGAUACAAACUAGGGUGCAGCGUUAUAAUGACUUGUGUAAACGAGCCAUCGAUUUAAGUGAAGAAGGAUCAUUAUCUGAAGAGAAUUACAAUGUUGUUUUCCGUGCACUUGUUGACGCCUUGAAGAACUGUGUACUGGUGAAUAAUUCUAAUAACAAUGGUGCAGAAACUAGCAAUAAUGCCUAUGGCCUUCGUGAAGCAGAAGAAAAUCAGGGUCCUCUCGCUUUGAAACCAAAUAAAAAGAGGAACGCAGCUAGGAAAAGAAAGGCACAAUUAGAGCAGGAUGUUAUACUUGUUAAUGCUCAAGAUAGCCUGCAGCAAAUGGAUAAUCUCAGCUCGGAUGCAAUGACCCUUAAUGGAUAUUAUGGUACCCAGCAGAAUGUGCAAGGACUGCAGGUACAAUUGAACUUAAUGGAGCCGCCUCAUGAUGGUUACUAUGUUAAUCAACAGGGCAUGCAAGGCCUGGGUCCUUUGAAUUCCAUGGCUCCAAGCCAUGAUGGGUUUUUUGGAACACAGCAAGGAAUUCAUGGGCUGGGAGGGCAAUUGGAAUUUCGUCCAUCAACUACUUUUGGAUAUAGCCUUCAGGUUUGCGGACGAAAUAGACCAUAUACAUACAGAUGAACCUGAUCCCCAGUUUCAUGGCAACAGUUCAAGAAAUACUUAGAUUUUUUUUCUCUUCACUGAGAUGAUAGUUUCCUUAGAGGCCAUCAAGUUUCUAUGUGGUGACUGAAAAGACGAAUGAAAGAAAAUGGGCACUUCGUUGUCUUGAUACAACAGUCUGUACAUAGUUGCUUUAACUACAUUUACAACUGAAGUUUUUGUUCACCUCACAUCUUGACAACAUUUCACCAUCCUGUAUUGUACAUUGAAGUUGCCCAUUAUAGUCUAGGUUGGCCAUGAGCUCCAAAGUCUGUCUCCACUUCUUUUGCCUUCAUCGUGGUGGACACCUCACAAUGACUAUAUGAACGAGUAAAAAAAUCUUGCUUUCUGCCUUGUCUUUGUUUAUGGUGGCACAAAAGUGAUGAAUCAACUGUUCUCAAGUUGGAAUAAGAGGAUGUCACGAAAUCCCGUGCUAGUAUGGUGAGAAAGAAGAUAUUCAGUUUUACAUGUGAGGUGUGGCUUGUGACCGGAACAAUUACUUUUCGUGAUAACCAGGUGUCCAUUAGAACGAUUUGUAUAAUCAAUUAUACGUUUAUACAGUGAACUUUUAUAUCAUAGCUUACUACUACAUGACCCUUUUCUGAAUAUCGUUCUAACUGUUGUAGUAUUCAUGUUGUAUUUGUGGUGAAUGGGAUAUCAGUGUUAAAAGUU
This is a messenger RNA of Vigna radiata var. radiata (mung bean), 3519 nucleotides long. RefSeq names its product protein FAR-RED IMPAIRED RESPONSE 1. The record is from RefSeq and is a predicted model, not a curated record. The coding region runs from base 415 to 2829 and encodes 804 amino acids. Gene Ontology annotation, molecular function: zinc ion binding. NCBI's taxonomy places the organism in Eukaryota, Viridiplantae, Streptophyta, Magnoliopsida, Fabales, Fabaceae. The transcript is spliced from 8 exons. Gene Ontology annotation, biological process: regulation of DNA-templated transcription.